GAGAGUCUCUGCUCGGGGAAACACUUGAACUUCCUCAUAGCGUGACCGCGUCUUCUAAGGUGAUCGCAACGUGCUUUUCCCUGGACAGCCAUGGCUUCUGAAGAACCCAAAGCAAAGAAAAUCAAACUUUCAAAGGAGGAGAAGACAGAAUUUCCCACCAAAAAGGCUCCUGCCAAACCAAGCCCAAAUUCACUCUUUGGGAUGGGCAAUCCCCUCCUGGACAUCAUUGCUGUAGUGGACAAAGACCUCCUGGACAAGUACACUCUGAAAGCCAACGAUGUGAUCCUGGCUGAGGACAAACACAAAGCCCUCUUUGACGAGCUUGUGAAGAAGUUCAAAGUUGAGUACCACGCAGGAGGAGCCACCCAGAACUCUAUAAAGGUCGCUCAGUGGAUGAUCCAAGAACCCCAUAAUGUGGGCACAUUCUUCGGCUGCAUUGGCAAAGACAAGUUUGGAGAGAUCCUGAAGCAGAAGGCUGAGGAGGCCCACAUCGACGCCCACUACUAUGAGCAAGAUGAAGAGCCCACAGGGACGUGUGCUGCUUGCAUCACCGGAGAUAACAGGUCUCUGGUUGCUAACCUAGCUGCUGCUAACUGCUAUAAGAAGGAUAAGCAUCUAGACCUGGAAGAAAACUGGAAGCUGGUAGAAAAGGCUAAAGUCUACUAUAUUGCUGGUUUCUUCCUGACUGUCUCUUUGGAGUCCAUCCUGAAAGUGGCGAAGCACGCCUCUGAAAAUAACAAGCUGUUUUGCCUGAACCUCUCUGCGCCCUUCAUCAGCCAGUUCUUCAAGGACAACCUCAUGCAGGUUAUGCCCUACGUUGAUGUGCUGUUCGGCAAUGAGACAGAAGCAGCCACUUUUGCUAAAGAGCAAGACUUUGAGACCAAGGACAUAAAGGAAAUUGCCAAGAAAGCCCAGGCUUUACCCAAAGUCAACACAAAGAGACAGAGGAUUGUGGUUUUGACCCAGGGGAAGGAGGAAACUGUUAUGGCCCUCGGUGACAAGAUCGACACUUUCCCUGUACUGAAGAUCGACCCCAAGGACAUCGUUGACACAAACGGUGCAGGCGAUGCCUUUGUAGGAGGUUUCCUGUCCGAGCUUGUCCAGGAGAAACCUCUGGAUCAGUGUGUGAAGGCGGCACACUACAGUGCCAACGUCAUCAUCAGGCGAGUAGGCUGCACCUUCCCAGAAAAACCCGACUUCAAUUGAGGAUUCCCGAAGAACUUCUUGUUCUGCCUGAAACCUCACACUCACUCUGCCUUCGUAACUGACCCAAAAACAGCCCUCAAUUUUUUUAUUAUUUUUUUUUUUUAAAAUCAGCCACCCGUCCAGGUUAUUUUUUUGAUAAUUUCUUAUUAAUUGAGCGUCCGGUGCCUCCUGAUCUGUGUCCGUCUCUGUGUUCUCCACUUGGGGCCACUAGAGGAUUGUGCAGCCAAGUACUGGGGGAAUUCUGUGUUCUCUUUAAAUUACCAUCAAGGAAUCACAGUAACAGGGAAAUUUAAUAAUUGUGCUUCACACAAGGCAUCCAAAUGAUAAAUCCUGUUUUCAUGGACAAUAGUUUUGGGAUUGUUUCUAAAUGUAUUUUGGCUCCGACACUUCCAGCAUCAGACUUUGCUGCAAGCACUCGUCUUGACAUCUCAAGAGUUUGUGUCUUCUCCUUGGAGACAGAAUCUAAGCACAAAAGCCUUUUCCAACAAGAGGACACAUUACACUCAGAGGACUAAAGAAUAAAACACUGCUGUCAAGGGAAGCUUUGGGUACGGCACUGAAAUGUGCAGUAGUGAUGUGUUUUAUGACUUGAGUAUUGUUUAGAUUUAAGUGAACAGGCCAGUUGUAAAACCGAAUGGUUUUUACGUGCACACUUUAUAAAUGUGUCAAAUCCUCUGCCCACUGAGUCCUGUGAGAACUGAUAAAUGUUAGCUUUGCUUGAUGUUCAUGAGUUACUUUGUUUUGUCCAGGCUGUUUGUGAGGAGCUGCUUCAAGGAAUGAGUGCCUUUUUCUCGCCCUCUUAAUAUAUUGCACGUUUUUCAGACUUGAUGCACAGAGGUGUAUAUAUGUUACAUCAACCUGCAUUUUUCUGUGCAUGAAAACUUGAAAGCUCGAUCAGUGAUGGGCAACUGGUGGCUCACGGUGGUGUAAACGGACACAUAAAAUUUCUAAAAUGCACGUAAAGCAUGUUGGAAAGAGAUUAUCUGAGGAAGUUCUUUGUCUGAGGAAUACAGUGGAUAUCAAACAUACCCUUCUCUAUUGUUUAUUUUUCACUUGAAUUAGCGGGUGUAAUAAUCUAAACCUAACUAUGGGACUGUCAGCUUUGUUGGAUCAGAUAUGAAUGAAACGGAAAUCUGCAUUUUAAUCUAGUCCGAUAUUAAUAUUUUACAACUUGACAGUUGCUAUAAAUGAAACAUGCACAAGAAAUUACAAACAUAAGCUAACUGUGAUAUGGGGCCAAACAUUUCAAAGCAUCUGUAUUUGCAUGAGUUUGUGUUAUGUUGUGCUCUGUGCGACGCCGAAUACUUGAACAUAACAACCCUGAAUACAGACAAAACCGAAAGCAUUCACAAAAAUGCAAGAAAUAUGUGCAGUUUUCUUAUUAGUGCAACUGGUGUUUUAAAACUUGUGCGUCUAGUAGUACUAAUACAUCAUGUCCCUCCAUUUAAAUGGCUGUUUACUGACAGAUUCAGAUGCACCAAAAAGCCUUAUGUGACCUUGUACUUCUGGUCUCAGUAACGCUCCAGAUACCCAUCUCUGCGGGCGACUGUGAUGACUGAAACUGAAAAAUAAAACACAUGUUGUUUAAUCUUU
Messenger RNA from Amphiprion ocellaris (clown anemonefish), 2799 nucleotides. RefSeq names its product adenosine kinase a (gene adka). Gene Ontology annotation, cellular component: nucleus; cytosol. The transcript is spliced from 11 exons. Gene Ontology annotation, biological process: purine ribonucleoside salvage. The record is from RefSeq and is a predicted model, not a curated record. The coding region runs from base 91 to 1206 and encodes 371 amino acids. NCBI's taxonomy places the organism in Eukaryota, Metazoa, Chordata, Actinopteri, Pomacentridae. Gene Ontology annotation, molecular function: adenosine kinase activity.